GUUAAGUGUUCAGUAAUUUGUCAUUCACACUCUUAGUUAACAAAACAUAAGACGUUGCUUUCUUUGGACAAACAAAAUGGUCAAGUUCAAUGCCCGCGGAUUAAUGCCCCCUGUUUUCACACCUUUAAACGAUGACCUCACAGUCAACUAUGCAGCUAUACCACCUUACGCUAAAUUUUUAGCUCAGAAUGGGAUCAAGUCGGUACUCGUUGGAGGGACGACAGGAGAACACAUGAGUCUCAAUGUCUCUGAGAGAAAGAAGUUGAUAGAUAAAUGGGUUGAGGACGGUAAAACCCACGGCCUCCACAUAAUGGUGCAAGUCGGCGGGGCCCCGCUAGCUGAUGUUUUAGAUUUAGCGAAGUACUGUUCAAAGGCUGGUGUAGACUCAUUGUUAACGUUGCCUGAAUUAUACUUCAAGCCACAAUCGGUCUUAGAGUUGGUAUCUUAUGUGGAGCUAGUAGCUAAGGCCGCAUCGAACCUACCCGUCUUGUACUACCACAUACCCAGUAUGAGCAAAGUUGAAGUGAACAUGCCAGUAUUUGUUAAGGAGGCUUCAAAUAAAAUAUCGAACUUUAAAGGUAUAAAGUUCACCUCAAACGAUUUAAGUGAAGCUGCUCAAGUGCUGAGAGUUUUAAAGGAUGACCAGGAAAUAUUCCUUGGAGCGGACACUUUAUUAGCUCCAGCUGCGCUGUUGGGUAUAAAAUCCGCUAUAGGCACAACGUUUAAUUUAUUCCCAACUUUGGCUCAAGAUAUAUUGGACGCGGUAGAGAAAGCCGACGUGGUACAAGCUAAAGCACUCCAAGAGAAACUGAGCCUUGCAGUAGAAGCGCACACUCCAGAAGGUGCAUGGGUACCAAUAAUGAAGGCUGGCAUGGAGAUUGUAACUGGAAUAAAAGUUGGACCUCCUGUAUUGCCUCAAAAACCAAUAUCUGAAGAGGCGAAGGCAAGAAUUGAGACCAGACUCAGAGCAUUGAAAGUAUUAAAAUAAAUGUAUUAAAUGUUCUACAGAUAACUAACUAAAUGUUCUACAGACUGCUUUUCAAUUUGUUUUUAUUGACGUUUUGUUAAAAUAUUCUUCAUUAAAUACAGUAAUAAAAAGGCUAAUGUUUUUGUUUGUCAAAAGUUAAAUAAUACUUCUGCUUGUAAUGUUCUAGAAUUCAAACGAAUCGAAAGAAAUGUGUCUAGUACGUAAAUAAUUUUUUUUAAGUAUUAUUGA
Molecule: messenger RNA, 1216 nt
Organism: Melitaea cinxia (Glanville fritillary)
Lineage: Eukaryota; Metazoa; Arthropoda; Insecta; Lepidoptera; Nymphalidae
Product: N-acetylneuraminate lyase-like
Exons: 7
Coding region: 77-988 (303 amino acids)
Biological process (GO): N-acetylneuraminate catabolic process
Molecular function (GO): 4-hydroxy-tetrahydrodipicolinate synthase activity; N-acetylneuraminate lyase activity
Source: RefSeq, a predicted model, not a curated record